AUGAUUCUAUUAAUUCUUUUAAUUAUUGUAAAAAAUAUAAAUGCAGAUUGGGAUGAUAUCAAUUGGACACAAAUUGAAGUGAAUGAAGACAAAUCGAUUGAAUUACUAUUAAAUGAAAAGUCAAGUGAUUAUUGUACUAAAACAGAGGGAAUAGGAAGAUAUUUAAAUAUUAGUACGAAAUAUAACAAUAUUAAAAUUAGUAUAAGUUAUUCAGAAUCAUCAUUUAUUCAUGUUUUUGAAGAAAGAGGAGACACUCAUAUUUGUUAUGAACAAAAAUAUUCAGAAAAAGGAAUUAUUAAAGGAAUAAUUAUUAAUACUAAGAAAGGAUAUGGAUAUGUGAGAAUAGGAACUGAACAAAGUAAUAAAACAAAAGAAGAACGUAUGAAAAUUAAUAUAAUGGAAUAUAGUUAUUUUAAUGAAAUAGUAUUUAUAACGUUAUUAUAUAGUAUUGCACUUCUAUUAUUAUUAAUUGUUACAUUUAUUUUAAUUGGAUUUUAUUUCUAUUCUAAUAGAAAAUUUAAAAGAAAUCAAGACUGUCAACAACUUGAAGAACAAACUGUUGUUUAUCAACAUUCUUCUUUAGAAAAUUCAGAAGGAAUAAAUUCUACUAUUUAA
Molecule: messenger RNA, 615 nt
Organism: Entamoeba nuttalli P19
Lineage: Eukaryota; Evosea; Mastigamoebida; Endamoebidae
Exons: 1
Coding region: 1-615 (204 amino acids)
Source: RefSeq, a predicted model, not a curated record